Ogataea philodendri is the source of this 786-nucleotide messenger RNA. RefSeq lists its product as uncharacterized. The transcript is spliced from 2 exons. Bases 1 to 786 code for a protein of 261 amino acids. NCBI's taxonomy places the organism in Eukaryota, Fungi, Ascomycota, Pichiomycetes, Pichiales, Pichiaceae. The record is from RefSeq and is a predicted model, not a curated record.
AUGUCAAUUGGAAGCGUGUAUUCUUUUGCCUUUUCCUCUGGUCUGAGGGCCUGGAACCGCGGGUUCUCGAACCGUCGGUCGUCGAACUCGGAGUCAACCGUGGUCUGGUCGUCCCAGAACGUCUGCGACUCGCGGAACUGGAUCCAUCGCGAAACGGUCUUCAAUGCUUUGAUCGCCAGCGUCCACGCAGCUUUCUUACCGUACAACUCCAGCAGGAUGUUGAGUUCUGACCAGUCAAAGGUGAUGGUCUUGAGCUCCGUCUUUUCUCCGCGUCUGUGUUUCAUGUUGUCUUCCAAAAUCCGCGUGUACAUGUUGAUUGCGUCGUUGACUCUGUUUUCGUCCACUCUGUAUAUUUCUCCCAGGGUCUUGUACGCACUGAAAUUGUUCUUGUCGAGCUUGACCACCUCCAAAUACAAGUUCUGCGCCACAGGCAGGUCAUUCCGCACAAAAGCCUCGUUCGCCUGCGACAGCAACAAUUUCACCUCCGGAGACAGCUCCUCUCUGCGGAUCUUGCGACGCAUGGCAGCCAGGCCCUUGGUCUUCUUGGCGCCCUUCUGGGGCUUGGGUCGGAAAUUGCGCGCCUCCCGCAACGCAUUGCGGAACUCAAAGUCCUCGUCGAUGUCCUCCUCGUCCAACUCCUCCUCGCUGAACCCGAAAUUGUCUGGCUCCUCCUCGAAGUCCUCGUCGUCAGGGUCGUCGUCCUCGGGGAUUAUGUCGUCGUCCGAAAACAAGAUCGCACCGUCGUCCUCGUCGCUGUCCUCGUCAAUCAAGUCGCGCAGCGCGUAA